Messenger RNA from Bradysia coprophila, 1514 nucleotides. RefSeq names its product origin recognition complex subunit 5 (gene Orc5). Gene Ontology annotation, molecular function: ATP hydrolysis activity; DNA replication origin binding. Gene Ontology annotation, cellular component: nuclear origin of replication recognition complex; nucleus. Lineage: Eukaryota; Metazoa; Arthropoda; Insecta; Diptera; Sciaridae. The record is from RefSeq and is a predicted model, not a curated record. Gene Ontology annotation, biological process: DNA replication; DNA replication initiation.
AUUUCGUAUAUUCAACCGACAGACAACGCAUACAACCAAUAAUAAAAACAGAUUUCGAUGGAAGAACUGAUCCACACAUUCGAGACGAAUCGUCAUGGCAUUGUUGACCAAAUACUUAAUUACGUGAGUGACGAAAGCGGUCUGCCCCAAUCGAUAUUCGUUUACGGUGCCAGUGGAACCGGUAAAACCAAAGUAAUAACGUCGUUAAUUCGUCAUUCCAUCCAGAAUGCAAUUGUUGUGAAUUGCAAUGAGUGCUUCUCCUCAAAGCUUCUGUUCGAGACGAUUCUGAAUGGGGUUUUCGACCACAAACCAUCGUCGGAAAACCAGUACUCACCGUACGCUAAAUGCAACAGUGCAAGGGAUUUUUUCGAUGAACUGGAACAUUGUGAUCCAUCCGAAUCGUAUGUGAUUGUGAUUGAUGCGGCUGAGAUGCUGUCGAAAAUGGAACACAAUAUUUUGCCGAUAUUCAUGCGGAUGCAGGAGUUGAGCGAUUUGAAUGUGUGCUGUGUUCUCAUUUCUACGCUGCACAUUGAUUUGAUGACUCCGAAGGACGGUCUUGAAAACACGAUUGUGAUCUACUGGCCGCAGUACACGCAGAAGGAGAUCUUUAACAUUAUGCUGGACAAAUUCGACGAUUACAAGGCAUUUGUGAAGAAGAAAUUGGUGGUGACGGAUGGCGACACGGUUUCCGAUUCAGAGGCCUUAGUCGAGGCGAUGGACGUGAAUUUCUUCGAGAGUUUUUUGCAUCUGUUCCUGAACGUAACGCUUCGAUCGUGCCGCAACAUUCGAGAAUUGUUGCUGACCAGCCGUGACUGUUUCCAGAAGUAUUGUGAACCGAUUGUAAAACAGAAUGUGGCCAUGACGGACAUCCAAAAACUGUAUCGCAACAUAUCGGAUGUGCUGAAAAAUUCGACGAAGAAAACCUUUGAUUCGAUCGAAGAUUCAAAUCAGGUUACAUCGGACCUUGGCUCAACAAAGAUGCAACAAUUGGAGCUGCCAUUUUACGCAAAGUAUCUUCUCAUAGCUGCCUUUUUAGCCAGCCACAAUGAUGCCAAAUUGGACAAGCGAUUGUUUAUGAAAAACCAUGGCAAGCAACGCAAACGAUUGCAAGACAUUAAAUCAAAGGCCGUGGUGAACGAGAAACUGUCAACGCAACUGGGACCCAAAUCGUUCAAUCUCGACCGAUUGUUUGCCAUCUUUUACGCAAUCAUCGACGAGAAAAUCAACCUGAAUUGCAAUCUAAUGUCACAAAUACCCAGUUUGGUUCGGCUAAAACUUCUCACAUAUGUGUCGGGCGAAAACAAUGUUAUGGACGGCAAUGCUCGCCAUCAAUGCACCGUUGGGUUGGAGCUUAUCACACAGAUCGGUAAAACGGUGGGAUUUAAUGUGCCCCAGCAUCUGUGUGAUUUUAUGUAACUGCGGACGUAGAUCUGAGACCCACAAGACUUCCUUCACUUCAUUCAAUUGAAUAUUUAUUGUUUUACCAAUUAAAAGGCGUGACAUUACCGAAUUUG